Messenger RNA from Sardina pilchardus (European sardine), 2108 nucleotides. Its product is annotated as zinc finger protein 501-like. Gene Ontology annotation, biological process: regulation of gene expression. NCBI's taxonomy places the organism in Eukaryota, Metazoa, Chordata, Actinopteri, Clupeiformes, Clupeidae. Bases 117 to 1610 code for a protein of 497 amino acids. The transcript is spliced from 3 exons. The record is from RefSeq and is a predicted model, not a curated record. Gene Ontology annotation, cellular component: nucleus.
UGGAGAUACAGACACUUUUGACUCCUUACCAGAUCUAAACAUAUCUUACCAGAUUACACUGUGCACAGGAGUAGACUUGCUUGAGGCUGUAAUAUCGUCUUUGGUUCGUUGGGAACAUGGAUCUCGGACUGCUUUUGGGCUCAUCUGACGGUAACGUGACUGAAACACACCAGUUCGGCCUGAGAGUGAUCGUGAAAGAAGAAGAUAUAAAAGAGGAGGAAUACGGUCACAUGAUUUCAUGUCCAGAUGAAGAAGAAAAGCCCUUUGCAGAGCUUCACUGUAAAACUGAAACGGACAUCGCAGAGUCCAACGUCACCUGCAAUGAAACACUACAGACAACAGUGAAGAUUGAAGUGAAGAAAGAAGAUGAACAAGAGCACGAUUAUAUCCUGGAAAGUGUGCCGGAACAUCCAGAUGAAACGCAACAGCGGAUCCACGGACAGAAUGAUGAACUCAACCUGCAGCUGCAAGGAAGGCUGCACCACUGCACUGUGUGCAGGAAGAGCUUCACCACACUUUCUGAACUGGAGAAACACCAGCAAGCACACUCCCUCGGUGUGCAUGAACGGCUCAACACUGGCGUCAAAAGGCAGCAUGAAUGCAGCCACUGCGGGAAAUCAUUCCCGAAGGUUUCAACUCUUAAAACCCAUAUUUUAAUUCACACGGGAACGAAGCCCCAUAAAUGCGCUCAGUGCGGAAAAGCUUUUUCGCAAAGUUCAAAUCUCAAAACUCACAUGCUGUCGCACACUGGCACAGACGCGCACAUCUGCGUUCACUGCGGGAGAGCGUUCAAGACGCACUCGUACCUUAAGAUCCACGUGCGCAUGCACGCAGGAGAGUCGCCCCAUAAAUGUGUCCAGUGCGGAAGAGCUUUUCCACUGCCUUCUAAUCUCAAAACUCACAUGUUGACGCACACGGGAGAGAAGCCUCAUAAAUGCACCCAGUGUGGAAAAGGAUUCACAGUAUCCACGGGUCUCGAACGCCACAUGCUCAUACACACUGGAGAGAAGCCUCAUGAAUGUGCCCAGUGUGGAAAAGCUUUCUCACAAAUGUGGUGUCUGAAAAGCCACAUGCUAACACACACUGGAGAGAAGCCUCAUCAAUGUACUCAGUGUGGGAAGGCUUUUUCGAAAAGGUCAAAUCUGAACAGCCACACGAAAAUACACACCGGAGAGAAGCCUCAUAAAUGUACUCAGUGUAGAAAAGCCUUUUCAAAAAUGUCAGGUCUUAAAAAUCACAUGGUGACGCACAGUGGGGAAAAGCCUCACAAGUGUGUCCAGUGCGGAAAAGCCUUUACGCACAUCACCACUCUCAAAAGCCACAUGACGAUACACACGGGAGAAACCCCUCAUAAAUGUGCCCAGUGUGGCAAAGCUUACACGUCGUCCACAGGUCUUAAACGCCACAUGCUGUUACACACUGGAGAGGAGCCGUACAAGUGUGUCCAGUGUGGGAAAGCUUUUUCGCAAAACUCAAAACUUAAAAGCCACAUACUCUCGCAUACUGGAAAGAAGCGUCAUAAAAGUCCGGGACCCAAAGGCCAGAAUCUUGGUGAACCUGGUGUUGUUGGUCAAGACCAGAAUCUUGGUGAACCUGGUGUUGUCGGUUAAAUACAGUAUGUUUUUGUGUUGCUCCGGAGUUACUCAAUAAGAACAUGUAUUUAUGACAAUAACAUGACAGUAAACUUUGAACUUUGAACCUUUUGGAAGGACAGCGUGAAAUGUAAAGCCAUUUUUUUCUUGUAUUGAAUUGAAUUGAAUUGAGUUGAAUGACUGGGUGCCUCUCAACUUCUCUCCUCGAUACUCGAUGCUCGGUCCUCCAGGCUCGUUCCCACUGAUCUAUAACUAACACUGGACAGACUAUCCCAUUGUUGCCGCCCCACCGUUCUUUAUGUAGAUCAGUGAGGACGAGGACCGAGGAUGGAAGGGAGGAUGUAUAAAAGACGAAUGAGAGGCACCCAGCAUCCUCACUCCAUCAAAGCCAGUGACUGUUGUGGAGCACUGACUGUUCUCUGUCCACAUCGAAUCCAUUAUGUGCCAUACUUCUUAUUCAAAAAAGUAGAGCAACACAAGUAACAGAAAUGAAUCAACCUUAAGCAUAUGUGUAUU